UUGCCCCUGACAAGCCGGUUGGAUUUACGUUGCUGUCUCGUGUUUACAAAGAACAGAAAAUGGCCAACGACUCCAUCCAAAGUGACCCGGGUGGGUUAUCUGUGUUGGAGCAGCUGGGGCUGGACCAGGGCUCGGAUUUUUCAGACUCCAGCGUGCAGCAGCGGCUGGAUGAGGAGCGGGAGAGAAUUCGUCGAGAGAUCCGCAAGGAACUGAAGAUUAAGGAGGGAGCAGAAAACCUGCGGCGAGCGACCACAGACAAACGCAAUGCCCAGCAAGUGGACAGCCAGUUACGCUCCUCUAAUCGCCGCCUCGAUACACUUCAUGCCCAACUGCAGGAACUUGAUGCCCAUAUUGUUGUCAAGGGGACAGAUGAUACACGGGAUGAUGCACCUCGUUCUCCCGGCGCAGAAAACCGAGCAUCGGCCCACCAGCAGCGUGUUGCCGCACUGGAGAGGCAACUUAACAUUGAGCUCAAGGUUAAGCAGGGGGUUGAAAACAUGAUCCCUGUCUAUGCCAAUGGCUCUACCAAGGACAAGAAGAUGCUGCAGACGGCCCAGCAAAUGCUUCAGGACAGCAAAACCAAGAUCGACAUCAUUCGCAUGCAGAUUCGCAAAGCAGCACAAGCUUACGAGCACAAUGAGGAUACACAAGGAAAGCUGGACCCAUGCGGAAUGGAACUGAGGAUCGAGGAGCUCAGACAUCAUUACCGGGUGGAACAUGCUGUAGCUGAGGGGGCCAAAAAUGUUCUGAGGUUGUUGGGGGCCAAUAAAGUGCAGGACAAGAAGGCCAUGUCAGAGGCUCAGUGUCGUCUGAGUGAGUCGACUCAGAGGCUGGAUCUGCUGAAGAUCUCUUUAGACCAGCGACUGGCAGAGCUGCCUGAAGAUCAUCCCAAAGCCUGCUUGAUUAAAGAGGAGCUUGUUCUGGCGUCCUCACCAACCUUCAGCUCCCGUCAUGGCACCCCGUACCUGCACAACCAGUAUAGCACUCUGUCCAAACCCUCUCCUCUUACUGGAACACUACAGGUGAAUUUACUGGGCUGUGUGGGCUUACUGGAGGUGGUUCCAGGACGCAGUCGUGGUAACACGGUGGCGUUGCCGUGCUACAGUCCCGGUGAUGGUCGCUCGUUUAUGCGCAGUGGGAAAGGCCUGUAUAGUCGCAGUGGCAGUGUGAGCGGCAAGAGCACACUGAAAAAUGACGAGCUCUCUUCGGAGGUGAGUGCAGUACUGAAGCUUGAUAAUACUGUGGUGUGCCAGACAGCAUGGAAGACAAUAGGGGACCAGACUUGGGACCAGACCUUCACUAUAGAGCUGGAGAGGUCUAGAGAGAUGGAGAUAGCUGUGUAUUGGAAAGACUACCGUUCUCUAUGUGCCCUAAAGUUCCUGAAGCUGGAGGAUUUCCUUGACAACCAAAAACACACAGUUAAGCUCGAUUUGGAACCACAGGGUGUGCUGCUGGCUGAGGUGACGUUCUUUAACCCAGUGAUUGAGAGAGUUCCACGCCUUAAGAGACAGAAAAAAGUUUUCUCUAAGCAACAGGGUAAAGCUUUCCUACGUGCUCGCCAGAUGAAUGUAGAUAUUGGCACAUGGGUGAGGCUGUUAAGAAAUGCCAUACCAACUGUCAACAAUACAGGAACCUAUAGUCCCAGUGCAGCCCACACAAUGCAUGCUGGAGAGAUCUCUGUAGAGAAACUGAAUCUGGAUACUGAUUACCCGAUGAGAGUGGAACUCAGGAGGGACGCCAUAGAUGGACCGACAUCAGAAAGGCUUCCUGCUGUUGAACCAUGUUCUCCCCAAGACUUUUCCACGCCUCAACGACCAAACAGAACACACUCACUUAGCGGUAAACAGAAGAAGACUUCAUUAGCUUUGCAAGACUUCAGGUUGAUCGCUGUACUUGGCAGGGGUCACUUCGGCAAGGUUUUGCUGACAGAGUAUAGAAAAUCAGGCACCAUGUAUGCUAUUAAAGCACUAAAGAAGGGAGAUAUUGUGGCCAGAGAUGAAGUUGAAAGUCUAAUGUGUGAGAAGCGGAUCUUUGAGACAGUGAACCAAUCUCGACACCCGUUCCUGGUGAAUCUGUUUGCCUGCUUUCAGACGCCAGAACACGUGUGUUUUGUCAUGGAGUAUACAGCAGGAGGAGAUCUUAUGAUGCACAUCCAUGCUGAUGUUUUCUCAGAGCCAAGAGCCGUGUUCUAUGCUGCCUGUGUGGUUCUGGGCCUUCAGUUCUUACACGACCACAAGAUUGUAUAUCGGGACCUGAAAUUGGACAACCUGCUGCUGGAUACAGAUGGAUAUGUGAAGAUAGCUGACUUUGGACUGUGUAAAGAAGGAAUGGGGUUCGAGGACAGGACAAGCACAUUCUGUGGCACUCCAGAGUUUUUGGCUCCAGAGGUUCUGACAGACACAUCCUACACGAGAGCAGUGGACUGGUGGGGCCUUGGAGUCCUGAUUUAUGAAAUGCUUGUUGGAGAGUCUCCGUUUCCAGGAGAUGAUGAAGAGGAGGUGUUUGACAGCAUAGUAAAUGAUGAAGUUCGUUACCCACGAUUCCUUUCAUCAGAAGCUACUGGCAUUCUGAGAAGGCUGUUGAGGAGGAAUCCAGAGAGAAGGCUUGGCUCUGGGGAGAAAGAUGCUGAAGAAGUCAAGAAACAGCCUUUCUUCAGGAAUAUGGACUGGGAGGCUCUUCUUGCUCGUAAACUUCCUCCACCAUUCGUCCCUACUAUCGGCGGUAAAGAGGAUGUUAGCAAUUUUGAUGAUGAGUUCACAACUGAGGCGCCUGCUUUGACACCACCUCGAGAACCCCGUGUGCUCUCACGUAAAGACCAGGACAGCUUCCGUGACUUUGAUUAUACCUCUGAUUUUUGCUGAGUUCGCUAAGAGUUCACUAAAGGCCGUACAGGUGUCGUCUAGUAUCAUGUAUCUCUUUCCCACUGUGAUGCAGUUCAAAUAGACUGUCAUAACCACUACACUGUGACUGGGUAAAAAUGAAGAACUACUGUUAAAGUGUGAAGGACUUGGUGAAUGUGUAAAGCUUUUGCACUGUGAAGAAGAAGGAAUUAUGAUGAACGAAACAAAUAGGUGGAAAAACAUGGCCUUGUAAUUACAUGUAUCCAUUCUGCAAACAGUUUAUUAAAAGACGUAUAAUAACAGUCUGGUUCAGACAUUAGGGUUGAGCAGCUGAGCAUUAAAGCACUUGUUCAAGACCCCAGCUGGCUUUCUAGCAGUCUUAGGAUUUAAACUCGCACCCUUUGGAUCACAUGUGAAGAAACCUUUUUGUGUGUUGAGUUUUUUACCACACAGCUAUGUGCUAAAGGUUGGUUUAGUGAUUUCAUAUCAUUUUGGCAAAGUGUCCUCACAUUCUCGCAGUCGUCAACAAAUAUAUGCUCAGAAUCAAAACUUGGACCUCAUGGACCACCAACAUCUAACCACACAGUACAAAGAGGUUCUCUACUUCAUAUACGUUUAUGUAUGUAUUUUGAGGCUAUGGACUUGGAGAGAACACUGAGGGGUCCGGUUGGAAUUGUUUGGACAGCUCCAGCUAACACCAAAAUCUUUAAGAGAAUUCUGCAAAAGCAACAAUACCGUUACAUUCUUUAUGUCAGUGUGAAACUUUUAUUUUUUAGAAUGUUACAGAACUGUGUCAAAUGGUGAAGAAAAAUGCCUUAACUUUAUACUCCUUUUUUAAUCUUAUAGACUUAAGCAUGUUAGUCGAAGGAACUGCAACUAAGAAAUAUGCAGUAAACUGAUGGUUUGAUGUGACAAAAAAGAAAAACAUGUCAAAAAUCAUGAAGGUAGCAUGAUGUGAGCUGACGAUACUUAUAAGGCUCAUCAUGAAAGUUUUUGAUGUGAAGUACUGAAGUACAAAAAUGAACUCAUGAAAGUAAACCAUUCUUCAGAUACUAUUACUAUUACUCUUACUGCAUUCACACUGCUGUGAAACGGCUUCUGAUUAUUUUUUUCCUCCUAUGUUAGAUUUUGUGAUAGUGUAAACAACAAAUGUUACUUCCAUCUGGACCAGUUACAUAUGUGAUGAAAUCUGAACCAAAUCUGAUGUGUGGAAACAUGAUACAUUUAUUCCACAUUUACAUUAGGUGAAGGUAAAAUCAGUUCAGGAGUGUGGUAAGUUUACACCAUGUUGGUCCUGAAAUGUGUGCUAGGAGUGGUUAUCAUUACCCUUAUUUAUUUUAAAGGGGUUGAUUCACUGGCACAUUAGCAUUUUGUUUAUAAAUGCUUAACUUCACCUAUGUUAAAAACUCUUAAAAUAUGACAUACUAAUAACCUAAGAUGCUAACGAAUCCAAGCACAUUCUACAUGUAUAUUUAAACAAAAUAUAUAAUAAUAAUUCAUCAUGAAAAAUCAUUCAAAAUAGUCAGAUUUAAUAAGUGCAAAAACACUCUGUGUUAGUCCAAAGAGCUAAAUCAAUGUUUUGUAUUCACAAUGCAUCUCAGAAUAGGGGUGAUUCUUAAGCAUGCAUAAAUGUGCUCUUAAAAAUAGAGGUUUAAAUAUUUACCAAGACCCAAUACUGCCAGACCCAAUAAACAGACCAGCUAUCUGCAAGCCAAUUAUUCAAAAAUGACUUUUGUGUGGAGUUGUGUUGUGCCAGUAAAAAUUGUUGUUUACUUUUUAAAAUACACUAGUAAAUCAGGUUGGGGUUUAUUUUUCUUAAUGAUUGAUUUUUUUAAAAUUGUUUAAUAACACUUGCAUCUGGUUUACUUUUUAAAAAAUUCUUAGGUUGCAAAAUGACUGUUUUGGGUUGAUGUGGGCUGUCAUUUUAUGAAGGAUGAAUUUUAUGCUUUAUUUUAAGUUUAAAGAACAUGUAGCAAAUUGUUUUAACUCUUCCAGGUCCUGGCCCAUUUUAUCUUUUAAUCCCUUGUUUUGAGUCACUGGUGUUUUUUAUCUUCAUGCGUAGCACAAAGAUUAAAUACACUGUCAUAAACCUGUAGCACAAGUCUUGAGUAGAGGCUUUGGUUUCUUGCCCAAUUAAUGUUUGUGGAUCACUCAUCACAUCUUCCAAAACAAUGAAACAAGCUUUCUUUUUCUUUUAUGUGGAGAUGGUAUGGAACCCGUGUAUUCAGUGUACGACUAUUACACAGCUUUAAAAUUUUGAGAUGAGCUUUAUUUAUAAAGAUUUGUUAUUCAA
Molecule: messenger RNA, 5133 nt
Organism: Trichomycterus rosablanca
Lineage: Eukaryota; Metazoa; Chordata; Actinopteri; Siluriformes; Trichomycteridae
Gene: pkn1a
Product: protein kinase N1a
Exons: 22
Coding region: 60-2861 (933 amino acids)
Biological process (GO): protein phosphorylation; signal transduction
Cellular component (GO): nucleus; cytoplasm
Molecular function (GO): ATP binding; protein serine/threonine kinase activity; small GTPase binding
Source: RefSeq, a predicted model, not a curated record